Clunio marinus is the source of this 438-nucleotide messenger RNA. Lineage: Eukaryota; Metazoa; Arthropoda; Insecta; Diptera; Chironomidae. The record is from the annotation of a GenBank genome assembly.
AUGAAUAACGCAACAGAUUUUGGUCACUCCUUCAUUUCUUUGAAAGGUCCAUCGGAAGAAGGAAAAAAAGGCCUUCAACGCCAUCAACCAAACAUUCUUAAUUCUAAUCCGAAAGUCACAACCCUAGAAAAGGCAACAUGGGCUGAUGAAAAACCAAACUUUUCUUCUUCACUCACGUCUGGCAAUGUCAAACGUCUAUUUGUGACCUCGUCUCCCGCUUUUUUAUGCCAUCUUGCCACUAGGGAUGAUGGAGAGGCGAAAAUAGAAAUCCUCCAUCGUCAUCAUCAGGCGAACAUUUCGAAUUCAAUUUUUAAAUUAAAUAUCUUUUCUUUCUGGUUAAUAACACAAACAUUCAGUGUUGCAUUCAUUUGUUUCAGAUCGCAGCACAGAAAAGAACUCUCGGAAUCAUUUUUCCACUCGGGGGUGGUUCCAGGGUGA